AUCAGAUUUUAACAAAUGUCCACAACCACAAUUUGAUGGAUGUUUUUGGUCAUCCAUAACUACAAUUUUAUCAUUCAAAAUUUUGGUCAGUGUAAACAAUUCUUUCACUGGGGAUACAGCCACUAACUCUUUCAAUGUUGAGACAUAUAAGAUAGGUAAAUUUUCUGUCAAUUGUACAUUUAUUUCAGGGAGAAUAUAUGUAUAAAAAAACAGUAACUUACUUAAAGUCCAAUAAGUUUCAUGUCUAUUUUAUAAAUAAACUAAUUAUGUAACAAGAAAUGGUAAAGAGAAGAACCUCUCCCAUUGGAUCUUGCUUUUAAUUUAAUAAUUAUUUUUACAUUAAAAUUAUAUUUAAAUUAAGAUGACAUACAUUAUAUAAUUUUGUAUACACUUCUUUCAUAAAAAUGCAGUCAAACCUGCUCAAGUUGAAGAUUUUUCUCUAACAAAACAAGGUGAUCAAGAGGGCUGUUAUCUAUUAUCUUGGAAGAAUACUAAAACAUUUGAUGCAGUCUGUCAAGUAUUUCACAAACGUCCAGAAAAUACAGAUUAUGAGGUUAGGAAAAUGAUGUUCAGUACCAAUCAUUUUUACAAUUAUAAAGACUGUUUAAUGUCAUUCAUUAUUAUAUUUGAAUCUGGCUUAUAAAGCCAACCACACGCUGAUCGGGAAUCAGAUGCCCCAUAUCUGAAGUUACAGCGCCAUCAAUUAUUUUCUGGCUACUACUUUAAGUGUAUAGAAUAAAAUAAUGUACAUUUUAUUAGUAUUUUUGAAUCUUUGUGAUGACUGCUGCUUUCUAAAUGACAACUUCCACCAAUCUUCCCUAUAUUUAAAUACAUAACCAGACAUCAGUGCAUUAUCAUUAGAUACAAAAUGAUCAACAUCCAUUUUGGUGUUUUAUUAUCUUUAUUGAAAUAAGGAGUAUUCUUGCGUCUCAAAAAUCUUAGUGCAUUAAUCUGAUGAAACAAUUUGAAUGGCAUAAAGUGCCCUAGUUCCUUAAAGAUGAUAUUAAGGUUUUGUGAUAUUAAUAUUAAUUGUAAUCAUUCUAACAUUUAAACUCCCCAGUUAAGACUAGACAACAUUACAAAGACAAGCAACAUCAUUUGUGAGUUGAGGCCUAACACCAUGCAUAAGUUCUUUGUUCACUGCUACCCAGGUGGUAAUUUCUUAGGAUAUUGGAGUGAUAAAACAUAUAUUUACUAUUUCACACCUGAGGCAGGUAAAGAUUUUAGAAUAAACUUAUUUAGACUUUCAAUAGAUGAAUGCUUUUUAAAUAUAAAAAAGUUUUCAGAUAAUUGCACCAUAUUUAGUCUAAAGCAGAUACUAGGAAGCUGAAGUCUCCAAAAAUGAGAGUGAAUCAUAUACCCUAGUAUUGCUAGUUGAAUUUUAAAAUUGUGUAUUUAAAAAAGAAAAUGCCUCGAUCUUUGAAGUUCAUCCUUUUAAAUGUAAUGUCUGCUUUAUUUUGUAGCACCAUCCACAGGGCCUGAAACAACUAAUGGCAGUUACAUUUUCAGUGCAUCAUGCAUGAAUGACCUGCUCAAUGUUACAAUUUUCUGGAAGGUAAUUUUUAUACUCUUAAUUAAAACAAUAAAUUCACUUUGUAAGUUUAAAAAGUUGUGAUGAUUUUGAUUUAGGGGUUUUAUUUUUUUAAAAACCACCUUUACAUUAUUUUGUUAACAAUUUAAAAAAUUAAAAAAGCAAACAAUAAUGCUUAUCUUUUGUUUUAAAAAAGUAAUUAAAAUUAAUUUUUUUUACAUUUCAUCAGCUUUUUCAACAAAAAAAUAAUUUAAAAAAGACAAAGAAAUUAUAACUUUUAAAUUCUUUUUUCUCAAAAUAACACGUAAAAUCCUUUCUAAGGUUGGGUAAAUAUUAAGCUACAGGUUUAAACAAAUUUAAAAAGAAAAAUGGUACUCACAAAGAUGAAACGAUAUUACAGUUUUCUUAUUAUUUGAUUUAAAAGAAUGGAAUUUGUCGUUGUGUGAGUCAUUUAUUGAUUAAUUUUACUUUCAUAUAAUUAUAAUCAUAAAAUUUACUUUCUUACAAAGUAGUAUAUGAAUGAGUUAAUAAUAACAUUUUUAUCAAUAGGGCCGACAUGUGCAAAUGAAACAUUCAAAUUGUUUAUGAAAAUUUCAAUAGCACAUCUUAAAGGAUGUUAAACAAAAUCACACCACUUACUCUACUUAAAUAGUCAUCUGGAAUAGGAAUGAAAAUGUUAAGUACCAAACUUUAGAAUUAGUGUCCAAUUCAUAAUUUACUUUUUCUUCUCUUAUAAUGGUUUUCAUCUUGAAAAUAAAAAAGCCUUGACUAAAAUUAUGCCAAUUAUGAAUUGAAUUAAAAUUAAAAGUUAGGAUUUUAUAUUCUUUUGAAAUUCAUUUUUAGGAUGUUAACGAGUCUGCCAGGAACGGCGUAAUUACAAAAUAUAUUAUUAAACACAAGGGCCAAGUUUUGAUUGAAGUGGACAAUGGUAGUUAUAGUGCAACUGUUGAUAUACCCUGUAAUAAUUUACCCACAAAUUU
Lymnaea stagnalis (great pond snail) is the source of this 2511-nucleotide messenger RNA. The record is from the annotation of a GenBank genome assembly. Lineage: Eukaryota; Metazoa; Mollusca; Gastropoda; Lymnaeidae.